UGACGUCAGGCUUCCUUUUCCGCUCGCCGUAACCUGUCCUCCGAAGCGUUUUACUGUGCGAUGGAAAUGGCCGCCGCGGACACGGAGCUGCGCGACACAGAGUAAGCGGGAUUGGCAGGGCCCGGGAGCGGCUUUGACGGUCUGGGUGGUGGCGGCGUGGCAGUACGGGGCACGGCGGAUGGCACAGUGCCAGACUAGAGCAGCCUGGGCUCCCGUUAGGCUGCGAAGGCCGCAGGCCCCCCUGGGUGCCAUAGGGUGCCACACACGGGGCAAUGCAGGGCCAGGCUGGGCUCGGCUCCCGCUCGCCCUGGCUGUAGCCGCCAUGCUGUGCCCCUCAUUAGCAGCCAAGCUGGCGAAUGGCCCCUGCUGCCCAAACCACGGAGGGAGCUGGCGAUUAGCUACAAGGAACCCAUAAGGGGCCGAAACAUUGCCGCAUGGUGCUGAUUACACAUGCAGGAGAGGUGUGGCAGGGCGGGACUUGCUCUUUGUUGUUGUUUUUAAAAAAAAACAAAACUUUUUUUUUGUAGCGGCUAUUGUACUUUAUCUGCCUCCUAUAUGUCCAGGAAAACAGGUUUGGAAGUUAGGCAGCGUGGACUGUUAUUCCCAGCUGGGGAGCAACAUGCUUGAUUUAUAACUACUGUGCUACCUACAGUGUACACAGCUGCCAACAUUGAAAUAAGUUUUAAUCAAUCAGAUACUGCUUGUUCUUGUGUAAAUAUAAUGCAGUGUAGUAGCUUAUAUGUGUAUAUCAAAUGAAAACGUGUUUUGGCAUUUUAUUAAAGAGUAUGGUUGUUUAUAAACCGUAAACCUUAGUUGUGAACCUUUCUCAGCCGAGUACCACAAAUAGCGGGCGAAUUAUGCUGCAUAGUAUUCCAAAACAACUGUAUUAAAGGGAUGCUAUAAGCACCCAGACCACUUUAACUCAUUGAAGUGGUCUGGGUGUAGUGUUCCUGUCGCGCUUAGUCCUGCAGUGCAAGUCAGUCGGUAUUUACAGGCACUUCCAAGAUUUGAACGGAUUCCAGGUCGUCUAAAUCACGCCGAACGUCCUCCCAAUAUGCAUGAGGACAUCGAGCACCUAAGAAAUUCCCAUAGGAAUACAUUGAUUCAAUGCUUUCCUAAGGGGAUGGCCUAAUAUGUUUGUCGCACUUGUGCAUUAGGUUCCCCUGUCAAGUGAUGGAGGAGGCGGAGAGUCGACCCAGUGCAGAGGGAGAUCAGCGCUGUAUUGGGUAAGCGAUUAAAGGUUUUUUUUUGUUGUUGUUGUUUUUUAACCCUUUCUGGGACGGGGGAGGGAGGCUACCAGGUGGCAUUUAAGCGUUAAGAAUACAGAUUUCUAUUCCUAACACUAUAGAAUCCUUUCAAAGCAGAGCUCUGACACUAUUUAGAAUGUCAUAAAGAUUUAAUCUUUAUUAAAUACCGACCAGGUUGGAAUCCACAGAUACCAUGUACUACUACUUUGUCCUAUGUACAUGCUUAAGGUUGGGGGAAAAAGUAAGUCACAGUCACAAAUGAUGGCAUUGGAAUUCAAGGGUUGUCUCACUCAUCUUGAGACGUUUUACAGAGUCCUCCAUAGACCUCUGUGUUGUACUCUUGUUUGUGCGCAAGAUUAUAGUACUGACACGGUUCUUGGCAGAUGAAGCACCAGGAGCUAAGAAGGCUCUACAGGAUGAAAAAAAGCAGUGCCUGGAAGGGAUCACUUUAGCUAAGUAAACUUAUCUUAUGCUGAACCCCACUGCCUCUGGAUCUUUACCGGAGUUGUCACUUUGUGACAGAUCCACAGUAAUAGUGUGCUGAUGAAUUGACUGACAGGUGGAGAAAAAAACAACCUAUAUUUAAAUUGAUCUUUCUCCUAAUCUAUAAAUUUGCUAGCACAAUGUAAAUACAGAAUUUUAUGUCCUUUCAUAAAGCAUGUUAUAGGAGGUAUGAUAGUUAAAUACCCUGUAAAAAGUACUCAUUUAUUUGGUUUCAAAGAGUUACAUAUCCUGUACACAACUUUGCAAGAGAUCUGGAGAAACAAAACUGUCAAUGACCAAUUUUAGUUAUUUUUAAUCAUUACUUUGUUAAUGUUAGUGCUACUUAAAGGGAUACUAUAGUCACCCAGACCACUUCAGCUCAAUGAAGUGGUCUGGGUGCCACGUCCCUCAGGUUUUAACCAUUCACAUGUAAACAUAACAGUUUCCGAGAAACUGCUAUCUUUACAUUUUGGGUUAAUCCACCCUCUAGUGGCUGUCUUCCAUCCCUUUGUCCCAGCCUGAACCAGAAUCGGGCAAAAGCUGCAUCUAUGCGCUGUUGGAUGUCGCUGUGAUCCUCCAUCUCAGGUAAGCGUUUUGGUUCAUGUGGUAUGCUUGCCGCCGCCAUUUUGGGUACGCCAUGUGUUUGGCUGCCCUGGUGUCGCAGUUUAUCGAUUGGUAUGGUUUGCUUGUGGUUGCAAUUCCAGUUGCUUGGUUUGGAUACAAAGUCCCCCAGGUGGGGGGAGGGGAGGUAGGAGAUGAUCCUUGUCCAGGUCAGUCAGCCUGGGGAGCGGCCGUCUGCCUGAUCUCCGGUAGGCCUCAGGGCAUUUUGUUGGGUUUCCGGGGGGUUACAGGCUUGUGUUCGGUAUCAGGUGAUAUCUCUGGGUGUCCCCUUCAUGCUAGUGUCUGUCCAGUGUGCGAUUGUGUCGGUUUUUGGGGGGAUUAUCCCGGAAAAGUGCAGAGUGUAGCAGGAGCUGAGGUUCAGCACGACCGCUCUGUCUGGGUGCUAGGCUCCGCCCCCCCAUUAUUUAACAGAGUUAAUAGUACGUUUGUUAUAUACAGUAUCUCACAAAAGUGAGUACACCCCUCACAUUUUGUAAAUGUUUUUUAUUAUAUAUUUUCAUGUGACAACACUGCUACAAUGUAAAGUAGUGUACAGCCUGUAUAACAGUGUAAAUUUGCUGUCCCCUCAAAAUAACUCCGCACACAGUCAUUAAUGUGUAAACCUUUGGCAACAAAAGUGAGUACACCCCAAGUGGAAAUGUCCAAAUUAGGCCCAAUUAGCCAUUUUCAUCCCCGGUGUCAUGUGACUCGUUAGUGUUACAAGGUCUCAGGUGUGUUAAAUCUGGUGUUAUCACUCCCACACUCUCAUACUGGUCACUGGAAGUUCAACAUGGCAGCUCAUAUCAAAGAACUCUAAGGAUCUGGAAAAAAAUAAAUGUUGCUCUACAGAUGGCCUAGGCCAAGCAUGUCAAACUCAAAGUCUGGCACGUGUCACAUAAACAAGGUUAAAGUUUAUGUGGGCUGCAAAAAAAAACCCAAACCUUAAAUCUUCAUAGAAACGUAGGUUUAUUUUAAAAAGUACAAUAUAACCUUCCCCCCCCCGUGUGCCCCCCUCUACUAAACCACAGCAUCCCCCUCUACCACCCUUUGCCAAAUCUGAUCUGACACAGACUCACUGACAUACAGACACACAAACAGACUCAUUGACACGCACACAGACACACACACACUAAAGGUCUUAAAUUCAACGAUGUAAAAUCAUGUUGCUUACAUAUGUAGCACAGAAUGUCCCACACUAUUUUUCUUUCUCAAUGUGUUAUUACCUACUGAUUUUAGAAUACAUAAAACAAUAUAAUCGGGCCUGUGACAUUUGUGAGAUUUAUCAAGAGAAUAGUUGGAUUGUGAGAUUAUGAAAGUGCAAAUACCUGGCAGAAUGAUUUUUUUUUUUUGUGCUGUCAAUUCAUCAGAUUCACUGUGAUACUGACCCCAAAACUUAAAUAAAAUACCACUCUCACUGACACAGACAGACAGACACACUCUCACUGACACUUACACAUUCUUGCACUCACAUCAUUUAAUUUAUUUUCCCUACCAUUAGGAGCUGGUGUGGGGAACUUCAGUCUGGAGAUCUCCUUCCUGCUCCUCACUGCUCCCUCGUGCAGUUUAGUGAUGCUGGGUGCUGGAAUAUGAUGUCAUAUUCCGGCGCCCGGCUUCACUUAAGACAGUGAGUGCGAGGGAGCACUGAGGAGCAGGAAGGCUGAGCUCCCUUGCUGCUUCCACUGUCACUUCCUCCCCGGCCGGGUCGAUAUGAGCAGAGUAGGCACCUGCAAUGUGGGGAAAGCAGGUGCCCAUUCUGCUAUAAUAUCAGCAUGUACUUGCGGCUCACCUGGCCAAAGAAGUUGAGUGCAUGUGCUCAGCGUCAUAUCCAGAGGUUGUCUUUGGGAAAUAGACGUAUGAGUGCUGACAGCAUUGUUGCAGAGGAUGAAGGGGAGGGGUCAGUGCUUAGUCCAUACACCGCACACUGCAUCAAAUUGGUCUGCAUGGCUGUCGUCCCAAAAAGAAGCCUCUUCUAAAGAUGAUGCACAAGAAAGCCCCGAAACAGUUUGCUGAAGACAAGCAGACUAAGGGCAUGGAUUACUGGAACCAUGUCCUGUGGUCCGAUGAGACCAAGAUAAACUUAUUUGGUUCAGAUGGUGUCAAUUGUGUGUGGCGGCAACCAGGUGAGGAGUACAAAGACAAGUGUGUCUUGGCUACAGUCAAGCAUGGUGGUGAGUGUCAUGGUCUGGGCCUGCAUGAGUGCGGCCGGCACUGGGGAGCUACAGUUAAUUGAGGGAACCAUGAAUGCCAACAUGUACUGUGACAUACUGAAGCAGAGCAUGAUCCCCUCCCUUUGCAGACUGGGCCACAGGGACCCCAAACACACCUUCAAGACUACAACUGCCUUGCUAAAGAAGGUAAAGGUGGUGGACUGCUAAACAUAUAUCCAGACCUAAACCCUAUUGGGCGUAUAUGGGGCAUCCUCAAAUGGAAGGUGAAGGGAGCACAACGUCUCUAUCAUCCACGAGCUUUGUGAUGUCAUCAUGGAGGAGUGGAAGAGGACUCCAGUGGCAACCUGUGAAGCUCUGAACUCAUGCCCAUGAGGGUUAAGGCAGUGCUGGAAAACAAUGGUGGCCACACAAAAUAUUGACACUUUGGGCCCAAUUUGGACAUUUCCACUUAGGUGUGUACUUUUGUUUCCAACGGUUUAGACAUUAAUGGCUGUGUGUUGUUAUUUUGAGGGGACAGCAAAUUUACACUGUAAUACAGGCUGUACACUUACUACCUUACAUUGUAGCAUAGUGUAAUUUCUUAAGUGUUGUCAAAGGAAAAGAUAUAAAAAUACUUACAAAAAUAUGAGGGGUGUACUCACUUUUGUGAGAUACUGUACUUGAAGGGACACUGUAGGCACUGUAACAACUUCAUCUUAUUAAAGUUGUUAAAGUGCCUUUAGUCCUGCCCCCUGAGUGCUACACCCAAAAACUCUUUAAUAAUUAAAAUGCUUGGAAGCAUGGCUUCAAACCCUCUGAUUAUGAGAUCCUGGUUGUUAUUUCCCGAGUCUGGAUGUCGUACUAGCUUUGGACGUCGUACUAGCAGUGCCAGAAUCAUAGGUGCAUUAUGGAGAGCCCCACGUGUGUACAGACACUAGUGCUAGUUUAUGAGGAUCUUUGAAUUGAAACAACAUCCCGGAGGCGGCACUCCAAGAUAACAUCAGACAAGGAGGAGUCGCGACAGCGCAGAGGAAGACUCUGCACUGGAGUGAAUGUAAGCUAAUUUUUUUUUAAAUUUUUUUAUACUAAGUGGGCACAUCAAGACUGUAGUGUUGGGAAUACAGAUAUGCAUUUCUAAUGCUACAGUUAUCCUUUAAAGUCUGUAUUCCUAAUGUUUUUCAGGUCCUCUGUCCCAACCUUCUGAGUGCAUUCAAUUAAAAUGCACCCAGUUAUAGCACAGAGGCACUCUGGGUGCUGCUCACCUCUCCACAUUCUGCAAUUUCACAAAGUAGGCAUGACCUCCUCUGCAGAUGAAUGCACUCGUAGAUGAAUGCAUUCAAACUUUACCAUAGGAAAUCAUUAAAUGUGUGCUCUACUAUGGGUGUAACUGUCAUACAAAAAAAAAAAAAAAAAAAAGUUUUACAUUGGAAGGUUUAAAAGGACAGGGACACUACAUUGAAAAGCACAUAAUAUACAAUGUUGGCACUUUUGGAUCGUCUAUUUCUAGCCUUUUUUUUUUCUACACAUGUAAAAUAUUUUUUGUGUUUGCAGAAAAAUGUCAUAAAAGGUUAGCUUUGAUUUGUAGUGAUAUUGGUAACAUAGUAACGUGAGUGAGAGUAGCCGAUUGGAGUUUCUUCAUCUAUUAUGUGUGCUUCAUUCAAUAUUUUGCUUUUGCUGUCACCCAAAACAGAAGAGGUGUAUCAAAAUGUUUUUGCUAGCCUGUUUUAGAAAGAUUCUUUGGAUGUAAAAUAGGAACCUUCAGUGUCUAUUAAGCGAGGCAGUGUGGUUAACUAAUGUUAAGUCUAUGGGUGCGGCUUUUGAAAUAACUAUGCUGAGAAUGUCUGUGGAAAGGGUGAAGAAUAGCAAGGUGUAAAAGUAAUCAAUUGUGAUAGAAAUGUUGUGCUAUAGCAGUGUUAAGACACUAUAGUUACCAAAACAGCUUCAGCUGAACCCCUUAAAGGGACACUAUAGUCAACCAGACCACUUCAGCUCAAUGAAGUGGUCUGUGUGCCAGGUCCCUCAGGUUUUAACCCUUCACAUGUAAACAUAGCAGUUUCAGAGAAACUAUGUUUACAUAACAGGGUUAAUCCAACCUCUAGUGGCUGUCUUCCUGACAGCCGCUAGAGGCACUUCUGCGUCCAUAGAUGUCCAUAUCUAUGGACUGUUAGAAUGUGUGGCCCUUGCCGCGCAUUCAGCUCCACUCGGGAGCUGAUGUCGGUGGGGGAGAACAGGUCACCAGCGUCGAGGGAGCCCGGCGCUGGAUUAAGUUAAGCUGCUGAAGGGGUUUUAACAUAGUGUCAGGAAAACGGGUUUGUUUUCCUAAUUCUAUAGUGAUCCUUUAAGGAUGGCGGACGUGCUAUGCCGUCCUUGGGGACCCAGCUCUAAAUGCCACAGGCGGCAUAGCAUAUCCCCGCCGUCCAGGGGACUUACCUGGCAUUCCAGGGGGUCCCCCUGUUGCCGAUCCGGCCUUCCUGGGCCAUGUAAUUGCGAGGACCUCACUAUCACAUGGACGGAAUAGCCGUCCAUAGCAGUGCCUGGAAUGACAGGUAGUCUCCCUGCUGCCUGUAAUAAAGUAAAAAGACUGGACAUACCCCAUUUGCAAUACCUUGGGUUGUCUACUAUUGCAAAUGGUAUGCCAUCAUGAGGUAAUUCUCAUUCCUGGGCUUCCAUAUUGUCUCAAAGGCAAUGUAAUAAAUCUGGCGAAUUUUAGUGUGAAAAAAAAGGGACAUGCUAUAUUUGACCCUAUAACUUCCCAAAACACCAUAAAGUCUGUACAUAUGGGGUAUUUACUGUUUUUCCCGUGAGACAUCGCUGAAUACAAAUAUGUGUAUUUUAUUGCAGUAAAAGCAAAAACAGUAUUAUGAUGUUCACAGUUGAACUAAAAAAAAACAAACAAAAUUUCUCAAUUUUAAAAAAUAUUUUAUUCAUAUUAAAUUGUUUCAUAGCUAAAUAUUUGAUGUUAAAUGAAAGCCCUUUUUCCCCUGAAUAAAAUGAUAUAUACGUAGUGGCGGUGCACUUAAUAUGAAAGAGGUGAAUUACGGUUGAACAGACAUAUAGUCAAAUUCCAGGUUUUGUUUAUGUUUUGUUUUGAUCAAACAUUUGGCUCAGUCCUUAAGGGAUUAAUGAAACCGUUUUUUUUGUGUGUAUAGAUCAUGCCGCUGAAGUCGAAGUGCUCAAUUCUCUGCCAUUUUGGAGUUGAAUCACUUUUGUUUCUAAUUUUGCAGUGCUAACCACACCCUGGCUGUGGCUAACACUGUCUUCGUGGGAAAAAUUUUUAAAUUUUCAGUCAGAAGUUAACCUGCUUUAGAAAUUCUUCUCUUGCUCUGUAAAUUGAACUUUAAUAACACACAGGAGGCUUCUGUAAGGUUUGGCAAGCUAUUAACAGCGCAGCAGAUAAGAAAUUCUAAACAAAACUUUCAAUAAAGGAAGUGAAGACAUUAAAUCUCACUUUACAUGAAGUGUUUAGUUAGGCUGUGCAAGUCACAUGCAGAGUGGUGUGACUAGACCUACAUAAACAAAGCAAUUUAGCUCCUAAAUGACAGAGAACGUAGUAAUGAGACUGCAGGGGGCAUGAUCUAUACACCAAAACUACUUAAGUAAGUUGUUUUGGUAACUAUAGUGUCCCUUUAAGAAGUCAUUAGUGGUAUGUUUACAUUUACCAAACAAAACAGUUUAGUGCUCAGAGCAGGAAAAGGCAACCUUUGGCACUCCAGGUAUUAUGAACUAUAUCUUCUAUAAUGCUUUUGCAGGCAUAAUGCUGGCAAAGCAUCAGGGGAGAUUUUGUUAAGGACAUCUGGAGUACUUAAGGUUGCCUAGAGUAUCAUCAAUUAAACAAGUUACUAAGUAUGCAUGGAGUACAAUAUAAUAUGUGUAUUUUAUUGCAGAAUGGAUGAUGGAGAUAUGUCAGAAAGAAGUGUUAUUGAAGAAAAUGGAGAACUUUCUGAAGAUGAACAACCCCAGAAUAAGCACAGUAAACACAAAAAGAAGAAACACAAACACCGGAGCAAGCACAAAAAGCAUAAGCAUUUACCUGAAGCAGAGAAGGAGAAAGACAAAAAACACAAGCAUAAACACAAACAUAAGAAGCACAAAAGGAAAGAUGGUGUAGAUAUUAACAAAGAUGACCUUUCACCAUCAAAGAGAACAAAACUUGAUGACUUUGCUCUGCUGGAAGACUUGGAGAAACAGAGAGCUAUGAUUAAAGCAGAGCUUGACAAUGAAUUAAUGGAAGGUAAAGUCCAUUCCGGCAUGGGAUUAAUAUUACAGGGUUAUAACUCUGGUUCUGAGGAGGAGGGAGAGAUUAAUGAAAAAAUUCGCAAUGGGAAAAGAAUAUCUUCCAAGUCAAAUGCUAAGGGAAAACAAGAUGACUUAAAAAACACUUCUAAAAGAAGGAGCAAAAGUAAGUCCAAAGAGAAGACAAAACACAAAUCAGAGAAAAAAAAGCCAAAAAACAAUUCUGAAACUGUUAAAGAAAAAGUACCGCAAAGCAAGUCAAAAGAAAGAAGGAAAUCCAAAAGUCCAGUCAGAAGAAACAGAUCACAAGACCAACUUAAAAGAUCACCAGCCUUGCGACGACAAUCUCCAGAAAAAAAUAUUAAAUCAAAAUCUCCCUCAAAUGAAAGGUUAAAAACAAGGGACAGGAAAAAAUCACCAGUGGUCAGUGAAAUCAGAGGUAGAGACCGUAGUAGGAAGUCUAAAUCUCCAAUAAUAAUUGACAGAAGCAAAUCCAAAGAAAGACGGUCUAAGUCAAAAGAAAAGAAAACCAGGAGGUCUGAUGGGGAAAGAGAUAAGAAACCUCUUAAAUCUCCCUCCAAAGAUGCUUCUUCUGGGAAAGAAAACCGUUCCCCAGUUCGACGGCUAGUACGCAGCCCAAAAGCAAGAAGCUUAUCUCCUAAACAACGUGAUAGGACUUUGCGACAUAGCAGAUCUCCACAUGAUCGGAAGGCUAAAACUCCACCUCGGGCCCAAUCUCCUUCUCGGAGAGCAAAAAGCAAAUCAGUGGAACGUAAAAGAAGAGAACCAGAGAGAAGAAGAUUAUCGUCUCCCAGGUAAUGUACUUUACAAUUCGAAAUUAUUAAAAGUUGUAUUGUUUAUAUUAUGCCAAAUAGUUAUUGUGUAAAAAAAAAAAAAAAAAAAGUCAUUGUUCUGUUUUUUUGUUUGUAUUUAAUAUAUGUAUUUCAAAUAUUAAGUCAGUUUCUUGUAGGAUAGAUACUACAUAACAUUUGUGUAAAAUGUACAAAACAAAAAUAGGGGAAAACGCUGUCUGUACCUAAAAAGAAAUUAACAAUUCAUAGUGUAAAACUGCAUUAGGCAUCUAUAGUGACGCGCAAUUAGAUGCACUCACAAAGUGUAGAUAAUCAAAGUACCCCAUAUCUUUUAGGGGGGUGUGGUUUGGAUCUCUGAAUUCAGGAACCAGGAAAGAGCAGGAAACGAAGUAUAAAAAUAAAAAAUAUAUUUAUUGAUAAAAAAAAAAGCCACGUGGACCAGUGGCUUUUUUUUUCAUCAAUAAAUAUAUUUUUUAUUUUUAUACUUGGUUUCCUGCUCUUUCCUGGCUCCUGAGUUCGGAGAUCCAAACCAUACCCCCCUAAAGGAUUAGGAGUGGCACUCUUAAGGCACUUUGAUUAUCUACACUUUGUGAGUGCAUCUAAUAGCGUGUCACUAUACAUGCCUAAUGCAGUUUUACACUAUGAAUUUUUAAUUUCUUUUUAGGUACAGACAGCGUUUUCCCCUAUUUUUUUGUAUAUUUGCUAAUCCAGGCAUCCACGUGGGAAGGUUGCCAAGGGAAGCUGUCAUCAAGUUAAGUUAUAUUAUUAUUUUUAUAUCUUUUUUUGUAUUUGGUGUUUUUGGUACCACAUUUGUGUAAAAUGGUCAAGCUGUUAACUGUUUCUUACCUUUUCAUAAUGUUGGGUUACAAUUGCAUGCAUCAUCACCACUGUUGAUGUCAUAUCUAUUCUAAAUCAUUUUAUUGGGUUCAAUAAUAGAAACUGCAGUCUUCAAGGAGAAGCAAAACUACGGUAAUGUUUUUUUUUUUUGUUAGAAACACUUGAGUACUCCUUGAGAGUAGGAUGUGAAACCGUUAACUUAUGAGCAAUAACAGGAUCUUUUUUUAUUUAUUUUUUUAUUUUAGAGCAUUACCUAGUCCAUGAGACUAAAUAUAUUUGCAUGAAAACUCCAAACAUGGCAAAAUGUGUGUAUAUAUAUAUAUGUGUGUGUGUGUGUGUGUGUGUGUGUGUGUGUAUAUAAUAUGAAAUCCCUGCACUCAGACUCAAAAAGAUUACAUACCGGGUGCUUGUAGUCCUAGGGAAAAAUCAGAUAUCCACAUAACAGGUGACCAGCACUCACGGAUUCAUGAAAAGGUUAAAACAUCCAAAGUUUAAUGAAAAAUAAAAGAGACAGCUCAACGUUUCAGUCCUCCUCCGGGACUUUCAUCAGGAACAAAUGUUUUUGUUCCUGAUGAAAGUCCCGGAGGAGGACUAAAAUGUCGAGCUGUCUUUUUUAUUUUUCAUUAAACUUUGGAUGUUUUAACCUUUUCAUGAAUCCGUGAGUGCUGGUCACCUGUUAUGUGGAGAUAUAUUUAUUUUUUAUCCAAGGGUGCAUCACCUUGGAUAUUGGAGCCUAGGUGAUGCACCCGGUACUUACCGACCAGGUUCCAUUCCUACGACCUGGUUGUAGAACGAAUUGGUCGGUAAGUGAGGAGUUAAGGGAUUCCCUGUUCGAGGUCGUUUCCCCGAACAUAGACAUGCGCACCAGAGCAGGGAAUCCCUCAAAUCUAUGUUGGGGGUAAUUUCCCUGAACAUAGAUUAGAGGAAUUCUUUGCUAUUCUGCGUUCGUCUAUGUUCGGGGAAGUUUCCCCGAACAUAGACGAACCCCCCAGAGCAGGGAAUCCUCGCGAUGGCUCGCACUUACUCCUGGUGGUAAGUGCGAGCAGUCGUAAAAUAGGUAUGUUGCAAAACGAGGACCACCUGUAUGUGUAGGUAUGUAUAUAUAUAUAUAUGUGUGUGUGUGUGUGUGUGUGUGUGUGUGUGUGUAUGUGUAUAUAUAUAUAUAUAUAUAUAUAUGUAUAUUUUAUUAUUAUUAUUAUUAUUAUAAUAUAUAUAUAUAUAUAUAUAUAUAUAUAUAUUAAUUUUUUUUAUUUUUUUUUAUUUAUUUUUUUAUAAAUAAUACAUUUCUUAUCUUGGUUACGUAAAUGUGCACUCCGACGUUAAAAAUCGAUAUUUGGUUUAAAGAUUUCCUACAUUAGUUGCCAGGAGGUGUAAGAAGUUCACUUACAUUUAUUGCAGGGUCAAGUAAUCUCCUGAUGCUGAUUUGCUCCUGGAGACUGUCAUUGAUUAUACCUCCCCAUAGGAAAGCAUUAAUUCAAUGCUUUCCAAUGGUGAAAAAUAUGACGCUCAUGCAGAACGUGAGGACGUCCAGCGUCAGAUACCGGACAAAAGAUCUGUUUCAAUUUGGGAAGCCUUCUAGUGGCUGUUUGGUAGACAGCCACUGAGGCAGACAGUGCUGCAAUAAAAACAUUGCAGUUUCUAUGGAACUGCCAUGCUUUACAUUGCAGUACUAAGUGCAAAAGGAACACUGCACCCAGAUUACUUCAAUUAGUGGUCUUGGUACCCACAGGGUCCCUUUAACUUGCUUGAUUGGAAAAAUUAUGGCUUGCGCUUGAUGUUGUCUUGUAUAAUUUGUGCAAGCCAAAAGUAUAUUUAUUUUAUAAUUUGUAUAAUUUUCUUUUGUAAAGCUAUACAAAUAUAUAGAGAAUAAGAAUAUAAAAAAGACCAAGCAAUUAUAACUACUAAUCUGUUAACUAUGCAGCAGUAAUAUAUACAUGCGCAAAAUAUUGUCUUAUGGAAGUCAAACUGUAUAUAAAAAAUCCAAAAAAAAGCAUAUCAUCACAAUUGCCGUUCAUAUAUAGACGAAAUUAAUAUUGCAAAAUGCUAAUGUAGAAGUACAGACUGUCCUCCUUUACUGACCAGACUCUCUUCUUACGACAUAGUCGUAAAACAAAUUGGUCGGCAAGUGAUGAUGCGCUAGCGAGCAUGCGGAAGAAAGCAGGCCUACGUUCGGUGGAAUUCCUCCGAACAUAGCCCAGUUAACUAGCACAGGGAAUUCCGCAAAAUUAUGUUCAGGGAAACUUCCCCGAUCAUAGAUUAGCUCACCAGUGCAGGGAAUCGCUGAAAUCUAUGUUCAGGAAAAAUUCCCUCGAACAUAGACCUGCUCUCUAACGUGGGGAAUCCCUCAAAUCGCUGCGCUAAAGAGAUGGUCGUAAGUGUGAGCCCUUGUAAAACAGGUAGGUUAAGUGAGGACCAACUCUGUCUAAUGGGCCCUUGGUUUGUGUCAAAGUGUUUGAAAAUUGUUUGGAGGACGACACCAGGGCUUUCUGGCCCAGAAACCCUACAUAGUGCCACUUUUUGAUAGGGUCAUCCCAGACUGGAAGUGACCCAUGUGUUUUUUUUUGUUUUUUUUUUAUUCCCACUAAUUCUUUAAAAACAAAGUAUAGAGAAAUAAGAUACCUUUUAAAAAUUUGUCAGUUCACUUACAUAUAAGGGAGAGAUUCUCCUCCAUGAAUCAGGAGCCUGUCAUUCUGUCCUGUAUUAGAAAUACACCACCUCGUGUAUUACAAAUAUAUUUUUAAUUUACAUUUUAUUGCUUUGAAAUACUUUAAAUUCUAAUUCUUAACCAUGCCUAUUUUGUUACUGAUUAUUUUGUUUAGAACCCGCUCUAGAGAUGAUCCCCUAACAAGAUAUGAUCGAGCAAAAGAUCCUAGUCCUCUUCGACGGUCCCCAUCCAGGAGGCGACCAAGUAGGUCUCCUAUUCGAAGACGAUCACGUUCACCGUUAAGGAGAAGUAGAUCUCCAUGGAGACGAAGUAGAUCUCCUUAUAGGCGGUAAGCAAGAAUAUUGUACCAGCUUGUAAGAACAUUAAUAUGAACUUAACCACUAUUGGGUUAUACACAGAAAUAUUACAAAUGGUGCAAAACAAAAUCGCACUUCAGAAUAAAGGAUCAAAAAACAAAAGUUUGUGCUGGACAUUAUUUAUUUGGAGUACUUGUUCAGGCCUGGGAUGGAUCCUUUGUCUGUGCAUCCUUGUUAGUACGAAGUCUUCAUAUUUGAGUUAUGUACACAGAAAUAUAACCACUCACAAGUAGUUUUUAACAAAAAUAAAACCAUAUAUUCUGACUUAACAAAAAAUAUUGUUUAAUACAAAAAAGUAUAGAAUUUAAAUAAAGUAGGUUAUAAAAGUUACCUAUAAAACUUAUUUGAUAUUAAUAAUAAUAAGAGUCAGACAGCACCUUUAAAAAAAAUUUCCAUUUGAUUUUUCUUAAAGAGACCGAAAUCGAAGAAGCCGCUCUCGUCUUAGAAGGCGGUCUCAUUCCCGGGGAGGACGUACUCGGAGAAGGAGAACUAGGAGCAAAGAUAAAGAAGAUAAAUUUAAAGGAAGCCUUUCUGAAGGGAUGAAAGUGGAACAAGACUCUUCUGAUGAAAAGUAUGAAAUAGAUAUUUCAAAAGAUGGUUCUUUAUAAAGAAAAACUAUAGUGCACAACAUGUAUAAAAUGAUUAGGUUGGUUUGCAAAGUUUAAGAAUUCAAUAUAUGUUCAAGGCCAUUAUUUUGUUUUUUCUUUAAGGGACAAGCUAAGCAUCAUGUAGUGGUUAUGGAGCAAGGAAUCUUCAGGCACUGUCCCACUGUUAAGUGUCAAGCCUUUGAAUUGUUUCGUACUUACCUGGUUCCCCUGGACACAUGCAGCCCAGUCCCUCUUUACAGUUAUCGCUAAAGCAGAAGAUCCUGCUUGUGCAUAAAAUAUAUAAAUUCCAUUAAUCUUUGAAAUUCAUUGGCUGCGGGUGUCAGUCAUAACUCUGGAAGUGAAUUCCAUCCAAAGUGUCACUACACUGAUAUUGUUAAACCUGAAGGGGACAUUUUAUUUUAGUGAUAUUUGUGAGAACAAGUCAGACCGCAAGAGCUAAAAACUAAAAUGGUUUGCUUCUUAAUAGAUGGUAACAGGGGUCUAUGGGCACCUUAAUCACUACAGCGCCAUGAAUUGAAAUUAGUGUUUAGCGUGUCGCUUUAAACAUAUGUAAAAUGCCCACUGCUAAUACCUUUGUACCACAGAAACAGAUGGGGGAGAAAAGCAUAGAGGUUUUUAUUUUUUUAGAUUUGCCAUUUUGACUUGGUCAGUGAUCUCAGAUAAUCGUUGUCACUUCCACUUAGCAAUUUCCUUAAUUGCCUUUUCUUUUCUGUUAUGCAAAAAGGUUUUAUUUUUGUUUUUUUUCAGCUGAUUAAAACAUUAUUCUAUAAUUGUGUAUUACACAUGGUUUGGUAACAUACAGAGGUGGCAUCUCCAGUCAUAAUGCAAACUUGAAUAUACCAUCAUUACCACUGUUGUUUUCUGAAACUCCUGACACUGUCUCUUAGCAGACGUUGCAUCAAAGUUGUAUUUCCAACAUAUUUUCUGUUUAUGCACAAAAAUGUGUGAAAUCUUUAAAACACCUCCUGUUGGCAUGAUCCACACCAGAUUUAUUUUUUUUUGUCCGUAAGCAGCACUUUUUUUUACCAUUAUUUAAGAAGUUGUCUUUGCUGUCUGUUGUCAAAACAUUCCCUGCUUCAUUUCCCACAGGGAUAGUAAGUACAGUGACUGAAUUGCAAAAUUCAUUCCAAAAGCUUCAAACUUGACUAUAAUCACAGUACACAUUAAUAUGCCCGCUUGAGAAGGGGUGGACUAUAGGUGCCUCGCCCAUAGACUUUUUGCAGCAUGCACUGAGCUAAAUUGGCUAUGUUAACAGAACAGUCUGCUUUUAAUAAAGAGUUGAUAUUUACUAAAACAGGCAUAAUCAAUCUGCUUUAAAUGCACUUUUCUGCUUCAAUCUUCACUAUUACUUUUUAUAUUCCUUAGUCUUGAAGACUUUGAUGUUGAGGAAGAAGAUGAAGAGGCUCUUAUAGAGCAGAGGAGACUGCAGAGGCUAGCAAUUGUACAGGUAAAAAAAAUGUUUAAUCUUUGCUAGAAAAUGAAUCGAUAUGUUUGGAAAUUGGAAACGGUUUCUAGUGUUCUGACGAGGAAUAUGUGGAUAAAAAGGAAAAAAAACCCUGUCGUAUGCAUAUUCAUUGUAAUGUUUCAUACACAUCUGCGAACAGAAAAAAAAUCAUGUCUAUUUUUAUUGAAAUUCGAUAUUUUGUCAAAAACGAAACUACAGAAACCUAAAUGGAAAUGCAAGUUAUUUUGUAAAAUGACAGACCUGUUUUAAAAACGUUUAAUUUCUAAAGCAACGUCUGAAAUAUCACUUGUUGCUUUAGAAAUGAGGCCUUGAAGAAUCUACUUGCCAUGUUAAGUAACACUGUUGUACUAACUAAUUGAAUAUUCUGACUGUAAAACUAUUGGUUUUUAAACCUCAGUAAUGCAAACCUAAAGAUGGCGUAGUUACUGAACUGGAGGUUCAAAAAUCACGUUGCGUUAAUAGCAAUAUAAAUGUGUGCUUUCUCAUACAUAUAGGAGAAAUUCUUUGUUUGGAAAGGUCAUACUUACUGAAGUCCUAUUGACAUUAAUAGAAAUGUGAUGUACAGUACUGCUGCAAGUACUUACAAUGAACUAAGAAUCUGCUCUGACAAUUUGCGUAUUCGAAUACCACAAUGUUCUUCCUGCUUUCAGCAGUCUUGUUUUCUUUUGUAAAGAUAUUCUAAAAGAAGAGCUAGUUGCCGUAAAAUAUUUCCUGUUAUAUUGUUUGUUUGUUUUUUCUUUCUUGUUACGAAUUGUGCAUUGGAUGCCUGUAGUAUUUUUCUGCAUAUCCAUUAGAACAGAGGUUCCCAGCCCAGUCCUCAAGUACCCCCUAAUGGUCCAGGAUUUAGGGAUUACCCUGUUGUGUCUAAAACACCUUAGACACAAUGGGGUAAUCCCUAAAUCCUGGACUGUUAUGGGGUACUUGGGGACUGGGUUGGGAACCACUGUAUUAGAAUAUUUGUGAAAGUUCCUGUUCUCUCUCAGAACCUUGCAUAGUUGACCAUUGUCCACUAACCAAGCUUUAGGCAGUCUUAGCUUUCUUCAGUUGUAGGAAAGUAGAGGAACAGUUAUAACAAGCAACUAAUUUAUCUUUCAUGGUCUUUUUGUAAAAUACAGAACACAUUUUUAGUUCAACUUUUGCUAUGUUUGCAGAAAUACAAAUAUCAAAAUGAAGACAGCAAUAUGUCUGUACCUUCCGAGCCCAGCAGUCCUCAAAGCAGUGCACGGAGCCGCUCAGCUUCCCCAGAUGACAUUCUUGAGCGUGUUGCUGCUGACGUUAAGCAGUAUGAGAGGGAGAACUAUGACACUUUUGAGGCUUCUGUGAAAGCCAAACAUAAUCUUAUGACAGAACAGAAUAAUGGUAAGUGUUAAACUUAAUGUUAUCUAGUGCUUGACAAAGCAGUUUACUUGUCCUUUUUCCUGCUAUCAUAGUUAUUGAGUCUCUAAUAUUUUGUCCGUUCACAGAGUUCUCAUAUUCUUUCUGCUUGCUUGCACUCUGUGUCUGUGUGGGUAUAGAUUUAAAAAAAAAAAUGCCAUGCAUGAAGGCGGGAGGUAAUGGGGAAUUGACGGAGGGAGGGAGUGGAGAUCAAGCUUGCCUGGCAGAGGUGCAUCAUUGAUGACAUACUUAAUUGUUUUUCUCUUUCUAAAGGUGCUACACAGAAAAAAAUAAUUGCCCCUGACAUGUUCACCGAAUCUGAUGAUAUGUUUGCUGCAUACUUCGAUGUAAGUUGUGUUCCCCGCCUCAAUUUUAGUUACCUGUUAUGUGCAUUGAAAAUUAUGGGUCAUGCAUCUCAGUAGUAAAGGCGGUCUCUGACAAACCAUUAUUUCCUAUUUUGUCAUGCACCAUGCAUAGACUUCUGCGUAGUUUUAAACAAAAGUUGCAAAACUUAUGUUUUUCUAGUAAUAAAGAAAAUCAAAAUACAUUGUACUACAUUGUUGUAGUGAUUGCCGGCCAUUAGUUGCCUAAUGCAUGCAUACAGAUACCUGAAUACAUAGGUAGAGGAGUCUGCUUGUACAAGGGACUGAUUGCUCUGUAAACCAAAAAUAGCAUUCUCGUCACUUUUUAACCUUCAAUUAUCAGAAUUUGUAGCAUCACAGACUGAAUGGAGACAAGCUGUAUCAUUAUUUAACGUAAGGCCUCCUUCUCAAUUAUGUAUUUUUUUUUUUCCAUUCUUUUUUUGUCCCAAUUCAUUUUUCCAUGAUUUUAAAAUUAAAUCAACAUCUUUGAUAUAAGUGAUGCACAUAUGAUCAAAAUCAACUGAAGAUCAGUUUUAGUUACGGAGGAAUCUGUCUAUGGCUCUGGCUCUCUUUAGUAACCAUAUUUGAUGAGUUAAUAGUCUUUGUUAAAGAGUUAGUUCAAAUACGUAUGGCUGUUUCUUUUUCUCUUGUAUACAUUCAUGCCUUUGAUGGAAUGUCCUUUUUAACAAGCUAUUAAUCAAGUUCGAAGAUGCUUAACCUUUAUGAUGGAUAGAAGCUGGAUUUUUAAGUGAAAGUCUGACUUUUUGAUGGUUUCAUUUCUACUAUUUAAAAAGAUAUUUAAGUGUUUCAAUUGGUCCUCUCCAGAACUAAACAAUUGCCUCAUUUUCUUUCAGAGUGCUCGUUUUAGAGCUGCUGGCAUUGGAAAAGACUUUAAGGAAAAUCCUAACUUAAGGGAUAACUGGACAGAUUCUGAAGGCUACUACCGUAAGCAAUUUCCGCAGUUUGUUCCACUAUCAUUCACUGUUAUAAUAUGCUAACUUUUUAUGAAGCACUGUAUUGAGUAGACAGACUACAGUGCAAAAAGCACAUUUAAACACAUAUACAAAACAGAUUGAAGUCUGUCACUGUUAUACUGCAUGUAAGCCUAAAUCACUAGUGCACAGAAACAUACCUGGGCACCACUGCAUCCAGACACGUCUCUUCCAUUUCCCAUGCUUUCUCUUUAAUUAGUUUUGUAAGUUAUGUUGCACCCCUUACUUUCUACGAACCUGGUCAGACAAGAGUGAAUGCCUGUGCACGACUUCCUAUGGUGACAGAAUAUAGGGGAUGAGUUGCUGCCAGGCACUCCUUGGACAUCUAAUUAAAAAAAAAACACUGGGAUUCGUGAAAGAAAAAUAAAAAGUCUCUGUUUUUAAAAUAUGCUUUAUCAAGCUAGAAAAUAAAUAAAAUGAAUUAAUCACUACUUGUUUGAUCAUGAAGUAGUGGAAUUUACGUUUUUUUUCUUGUUUUUGGCCCACACAGGUGUAAAUAUAGGAGAAAUUUUGGAGAAGCGAUAUAAUGUGUAUGGAUACACUGGCCAGGGAGUCUUCAGUAAUGUUGUGCGUGCCCGAGAUAUGGCUCGAGCAAAUCAGGAAGUUGCUGUGAAAAUAAUCAGAAACAAUGAGCUAAUGUAAGUGUCAAUGAUAUAAAUGUUCGUUAUUUUUAAGUUGCAAAUUUUUUUUAUAUCCAUACUAACAUGUCCCUUGACUGGAAACUCUUAUUCUAAAUUUCUGUUUUGGGGAAAAUUGUGUUCCUUUGUGGUAGAGAAAAGGAAGAGAAUUGGGAUGGGCUGGUGUGAACGAGUGGGAAAAAGUAAUUGGAGCGAGUGAGAGCCGCAAUGUAAGGGCGAAGAACAAUAAGAGCGAGCGCACAGUGGAGUGCAGGAAGAUUCAUGGAAACUGAUAAAUUCUCUGAAUUUACUUCACUUUAGCUGACUGAGUGCCUUAAUAUACAUAGAAUGGCUUUAAUUUAUAUAUUUAUAUCUUAAUGCAAACAUACAUGUGCAUUACCAAAGAUGCUGAUCUGGCUUUUUUUUUUAUCCAGCCCUAUAAAUAUGUACAUGUUUGUGAAAAUUACAUCUGACAUGUUUAAAGGGAGACUUUAGGAAAUUUAAGCAUGCGUGUUUUAAAUACAUUAUAUGGCUAAUAUAUUAGAAAAUGUUAAAACAACCAAUUAAAAAUACCGUAAUAAAAGAUAAAAACAUGCACUUUUGAAAUUGCUGCAUCUGCAGUAAAUAACCAGUAUUUCAAUUUUCACCGCAUAGAUAAGUGAUUUGCCAAUCACAGUGGUGUAAUGCUUUUUUUGUGGAACUUUUCAAGGUACUGACUUUGUCCCAUUUAUUCCUGCACAUCAGGUGUUUAUAGGAAGAGCAACAAUUUAAGACCUUUUAGUUCAGUUAGCAGGGUUUUUUCCCCCUCAUUUUAUACAGUCAAAUUGAGGAUGCAAUAAUGUUAUAUUAGUUGUGCCAACAACUAUAACAUUCAUAAACAAGUAUUGUUGACUGUAUCUGGAGUGACCUUUUAACAACCAGCUGGUGUUGGAGUAUUGUUACAAGUCUUGCACAAUUUAAUUUCUUGUCAAAAUGAAGUACAUACUUUAUAGUGCUGCAGCCACAUAAUGUGUGGUGUGUUUACACACUUAAUUUGACUAUUCCAGGGCAAAUGAGGUGGAAACCGAAUGUAUUGUUUUGGCUUCUCUUUCAUCAACAGUGAUCGAUGGUAGUAAAAGGCAAUCUUUAUAAAGAUAAUUGAAUGUAAUCGAAGAUGGACACACACUUUUCCAGGAAAGAUUUGAAUUUCUACAUUUUAUUUUCAUUUUUACAGCUAACAAACAUUUCUAAAUACAGUGUAUAAGUAUGCAAUAUUACAAAUUGUAGCAUUUAUAAAAUAACGGUCAUUUCCAUUUCUUUAUAUAUAUUUUUUUAUUAUUUUUUUUUACAAUAGGCAAAAAACAGGCUUGAAAGAAUUGGAGUUCCUGAAGAAAUUAAAUGAUGCGGAUCCAGAUGACAAAUUUCAUUGCUUGAGAUUAUUUAGGCAUUUCUAUCACAAACAGCACUUAUGUUUAGUAUUUGAACCACUCAGGUGAGAUUUUUGUAUUUUCCAUGUUGCACAUAUAUAUGGAUUCUUUAUCUGAAUAUAUAUCUAUUGGGUUGGUGUUCCCUUUAGUUGGUUAUUCUGCAUUAUGUUAUGGUUAUGUGUACAUAACAAGUCAUUGUUAAAGGGACACUAUAGUUACAAGAACAGCUUAUUGUAGUUGUUCUGAUAUCUAUAACAUGUUCCUGCAGGCUUUUUGUUGUAAACACUGGCUUGCAGUGUCUGCAUGGAGACCUUGAACUUUCCCCCACAGAGAUGCAAUGAUUCAAUCCAUCUCUUUGAAGAGAUGCUGAUUGACCAAGCUGGCGUUUGGACCCCACCCCGCCUUCUUGAAGAUUUCAGUCAAUCCAAUGCUUUACUAUUAGAAAACCUUGUGAUUGGCUGAGAUCACUUCUGAUGUCAGCCAAGGAGGUGGAUUGGGGGCAGAGCCAACGCCGGCAGACUGGAAUGAAGGUAAGAUUUACUAUAUUUAUGGGAGCAAGGGAGAACUAGGCGGGCUAGAUAGUAAUUUUAACACUGUAGGGUCAGGAGCACAUGCUUGUGUUCCUGACCCUAUAGUGUUUCUUGAAAUUUGGAAGGCCAAUAUCCCAAGCAUACUAUAAUACUGUUUUGGCUUGUUCAACAUACUCUUUGAUUACUACUUAGGUUCAGUUUGCAAAAUAGAGGUAGUUUAACAAAAUAAUUUUAAAAAAGGGCAAUAAAUUUGUAUAUUAACACAUUUGCAUAUUCAAUGAAUUUGAUGAAAAACUCCCCAACAGAUUUCCCACUAAGUUGUUUGUUUGCUUUGGUUUUUUUUUUUUAAUUCAGAGGCCCAUUGAGAGAUAAGCAAAUAAUAACUUGUGUUUAGAAUAAUUUAAUUGGUCCACUGACAGCAGCCUAAUUUGCCAAAUGGCAAUGUAAAACUAAAAUUGUAGUAGGUCAAUAGGAGCCUAAUAAUUAGGAGGGGUGCAGGAUUAUGGUGGCAGGCAACAUGUCUCCAGUGUAUCCUCUAAUAAUUAGAAAGGCAGCACUAUGUGCACGCACAUAUUCUUUCAUCUUGUUUUAUCCGAUGAGCAUUAAAGGACCACUAUAGUGCAAGGAAAACAUACUCUUUUUCCUGGCACUAUAGUGCCCUGAGGGUGCCCCCACCCUCAGGGUCCCACUCCCGCCGGGCUCUGGGGAGAGGAAAGGGGUUAAACUUACCUUUUUUCCAGCGCCGGGCGGGGAGCUCUCCACCUCCUCUUCGGCUGAAUGCGCAUGCGCGGCAAGAGCUGCGCGCGCAUUCAGCUGGUCUCAUAGGAAAACAUUUAUAAUGCUUUCCUAUGGACGCUUGCGUCUUAUCACUGUGAUUUUUCACAGUGAGAAGCACGCAAACGCCUCUAGCGGCUGUCAUUGAGACAGCCAUUAGAGGCUUUAGAGGCUGGAUUAACCCAUUUAUAAACAUAGCAGUUUCUCUGAAACUGCUAUGUUUAUAAAAAAAAUGGGUUAACCCUAGCUGGACCAGGCACCCAGACCACUUCAUUAAGCUGAAGUGGUCUAGGUGCCUAGAGUGGUCCUUUAAUUACUGUUGUGGAAUAAUAUAACUCUGGUGAUUUCUUGGACUAUCUGAAUACCAGGAGAGGGGCUUAGACUGUCUCAUAUAUAUUCACUUUAUGAGGAACAAAUUAUGGAAAGAUGAGGGGGCUGCUUGGACUCUUGCCAUGAGCACUGGGGAUCUUCCUGUUAUACUUUCACAUUAGCCAAACUGCAGCAGAGAGGUCAGAAAUUAAAGAGACCCUAUAGUCACCAGAACAACUACAUCUUAUGGUAGUUGUUCUGGUGUCUUUAGCCUGUCCCUGCAGGCUUUUUGGUGUAAACACUGCCUUUAAAGAAAAAAAAAAAAAAAGGCAGUGUUUACAUUACAGCUUUGGAACUCCUCUACUGGCCACUCAGCUGACCACUAGAGAUGCUACCUUGGUCAGUGCUGCACAAUGUACAGCACUGACGUUGAUACACUGAACUUUCCCCAUAGACAUGCACUGAUUUAAUUAAUCUCUAUGAUGAAAUGCUGAUUGGCUAGGACAGUAUUUGGUACCGCCACUGCCCUGCCUCCUUUGCUGAGAUUAUUAGGAUUGACGAUCUCAACCAAUUCAAUGCUUUCCUAUUGGAAAACAUUGUGAUUAACUGAGAUUAUCAACUCUGGUCAACCAAGGAGGCGGAUCGUGGGUGGAGCCAGUGCCGGCAGACUUGCUCAGGAAAUAAGAUGAGUUUUUACUAUAUUUUUGGGGGGCCAAAUACUGUGAAAAUAUACGUUUGUGUUCCUGUCCCUAUGAUGUUCCUGUAAGCACCGCGAGAGACAUAUUUAUUAAUCUGUUUUAUUGAUUUUAUGCUGAUUAAGGAAACAUUUGUGUGUUCUUUCAUUUUAAUGUCUUCUAAUGUUUUACAUCAAGAUAUUGUUUGUAGUGUUACCGACAAGUAGGCUCAUGUGCAGUGUUAAUCUUGAAUGUGUAAAAUAACUUUUUUCCCCCCCAUUUUUAUGGAAAAUAAAGUAUGAACUUGAGAGAAGUUUUGAAGAAAUAUGGCAAAGAUGUAGGCCUCCACAUUAAGGCAGUGCGGUCCUAUAGCCAACAGCUCUUUCUGGCAUUAAAGCUUCUAAAAAGAUGCAACAUUCUUCAUGCAGAUAUUAAACCCGAUAACAUUCUGGUAAGGGAUUUCCAUCAUUCUAUGCUAUUCUUUUAUUUUUUUUAUUUUAUUUGAUUUCUAACUAGAUUUUUCCUUGGCACUAUGCAGUUUCUUUCCCUUCACUGUAUAUCCAACCCCAAUAUAUUGCUUCCUAAAUCCUGUCCAUUUGCAUGUUUUCUAGUUAUCUUUAUUUAUUCACUUACCUCUCUUAAGUUCUUUAACUCGAUUUAUCGCAAUGCCCCACUCAAUUUAGUUUUCCUAAGUUUAUCUUUCAUCAUAUCUAUAUUCCAGCUUCACUUCCCUCAUCGGUUUGCCUUCUUGUGUAUCUUGAAAGUAAAAUUUACAAUGUAUCUGGUGUUUUAAUAGGAAACAAUAUUUUCACUUAAAUUUUAUGCAGCAACUUUUUUUUUUUUUUUUUUUAAAUAUCUGAUAUUUUUAAAAUAGCAAAAGUUCUUUCAGGACUAAAGUUUUCCUACAAUUUCUGUGACCACUGUCCACCCCACUUUGGUAGUGAAAGUUAAGAUUACCUUUGAAUAUGUCCGCAUGCCUGCUGAUAUCCUUUGCGAUCUCUUCCAAUCCAGUGCUUCUCCUAGAGAAGCAAUAGUGGCUGAGAUACGCAAGCGGCUGUCAGAUGGUAACCGCCACCUAGAGCUGUAUUAACCCUUCAAUGUAAAUUUAGCUGUUUCUACAAAAGAUAAAAGUAGAGUAAUUUGCGGGUAUAAUUUAACUUUAUUAGCUUGAUCAUGACAUCCUCUAAAUCACUGUAAAUGAACACAAAUAAUUUUUUUUUUUUCUUGCUUUGUGUGUUCUCUGAUUUGCAGAUACUUUUUCUUUUUAGCUUGUCUCUGUAUUGGAAGAGUACUAAAUUUGAAUAUUUAUAUUUGUUUUUUGUUUUUAAGUGGGUUUCAAAUGUUUAAUUUUAGUUUAUUUUUAUGAAUAUAUUGAAUGUUCACUUCACUAAAUAUUUACUAGAAUAUUCCUGUAUUUGAUCUUUAGUGGAUUUGCAGGGAUGCAAGAUCUUACUAAUCUUUAUAUUCGUUUUUGUUUUUUAAAUCAGGUAAAUGAAUCCAAAACCAUUCUGAAACUCUGUGACUUUGGUUCUGCAUCCCAUGUUGCAGAUAAUGACAUUACACCAUAUCUUGUCAGUAGAUUUUAUCGAGCACCUGAAAUCAGUAAGUAAAAGUUAAUAGUUAUUAAAGGCACGUGAAUAAGAUUAAUAAUUGUGGAUGUUUUUUAUGAAAAUGUAAUGACUGUAAACAACUUUUCACUGUAUGUGUACAUUGUUAAGAGACCAAAAUUUCUUCAUCUUAAUGAAAUUGUCUUGGUGCAGUGACCCUAUAAUUUUAACCCUGCAACCCAAAACAUUGCAGUUUAGUAGGUAAGGCAAUGUUAUGAUUGCAGGGUUAACACACCUCUAGUGGCAAUGUUCCUGAUAGCCACCAGAAGGAACUUUCCCUGGAAAACGGAGUCAGACUCUGUUAUUCAAUUAUAAUAACUCAUAGAGAGCAUUUGUUUGGUGCAGAGUGGUGUUUUGCUGUCUUCCAAUGUUUCCAUAUGGGGGAAGCAUUGGAUUGAUCUAAACCAGGGAGUCGGGGCUAAAGUAGUGGAGAAUGGUGUGUCAAGGGUUAUGGGGGGGGGGGGUGUUUUAACAUAAUAUAGCAGUGAGUUAAAAAUUUAAUUAAAUUCAUAAAAAACAAAACAUUCUCAAUAGAAAAGGUAAACCUGAAAAAUUAAAAAUUCUGCGUUCCCUCAUUGUACUUCUAAGUGUUUUCUGAAGUAAGUGGUCCUGCAGAAAUAUGUAAAAAAAACAAAAAUAGAUCUUUGUGCCAACUCGGGCAUAUACAUGUAAAUUUAUGUGCAAUUUUAUGAAUGUGCACUGGCAGCCGGCCACUUAUUAAAAACCAAAAAACAUUGAUUUAGAAAAAUAACAGAACAGUUAGCUUACUUUUAAUGAACAGUUAGCUCAAGCAAAAAUCUUAAUAGCAAAAAUCAUAUUUAAAAGGACAAUGAGGUCAGAUUUAAUACUGCCCUUUAAAAAAAAUAAAAAAAUAAAAAAUCUUUUACAUGAAUAACAUACAUUUCCCCUCCCCACCCCCCAAAACCAGUAAGGUGUUACAAAAAAUUAAGCAAUAGAGGCUGAUACGCAUGCGCGGCCAAAUGCCAUCUUCCUCCAAUCAUUGCAGGACUGAGUUUGACUCCAUUAUUUAGGAGUCAUACUCUUACAUAGCUAAUCUUGCGAGGCACUGCUUGAUGUCUUUCUCUUUAAUGUUCUUCCUAUACAGUCACGUGUCUUUUAUUUUCUUUAAAUAUAUUUUAUUUUUAAGUAUAAUUUUUUAUUAUGGGUAUGUCACAGUAUACAUGAAAACACAAAGACUUGUGUUGAUGAGAAAAACAAACGUAUAAUAGAUACAAUAACGCAUGUACAAACCGUUUAAAUAUAUGGUUAAUGUUUUGAAUAGGAAGCCAUCUUUUCUUUUUUCCCUAUAUUUCUUGGCUAAAAAGCAGAGCCGGUUCUGCUUUGAAAAUAAAAUGCAAAAUAUUUAGCAUUAAAUCAGACAUCACUGAAAUCAAAUUUGUAAAGGUCAAAAUGUGUUCGACUAUAAAAUAUUUUGAUUAUACUUUUCUUCAAAAUCCUUUUAAUUUAGUAGUACCUUUGUUUUAUGGAAUGUGAGUAGAAAUUGUGGCUACCUACCUUACUAGUGUUCUUCUUUGCUCAGUCUGCUUUAACUUUUAAACCUGUGAUUUAUUUUAACAAUAUGACGCUUUUCUUCCAGUAAUUGGAAAAAUAUAUGACUACGGAAUAGACAUGUGGUCAGUGGGCUGUACCCUAUAUGAACUUUAUACUGGAAAGAUCUUGUUCCCUGGCAAAACAAACAACCACAUGAUAAAAUUAGCCAUGGACUUAAAAGGAAAGAUGCCAAACAAGGUAACGAACUAGCUGAUAUUGUUUUCCAAAUUUUAGAAUGUUAUUGUACCUUAAUGCUUUAAAAAAUAAAAAUUUGAUGACUGUUGUCUUUUAAGAUUAAAUAAAUGUUUUUAGUUUUAAUAAAAUGUAAUGAUAUAUAUUUUUAAUGAAAAUAUAGGUAAACGUGGAUAAACUUGAAAAAUGAGAAGUAAAAAUUUGAUGGCAGGUGUUUUUUACACUUUGUAAAGCAUAGUGAAUUUCGAAAUAUUAGAUUUUCUUUUUUUACGUGCAUGCUAAAGUUAUGAAAUUCUAAAAAUAGCUCUUUAUAAAAUGCUAUGUGUUAUUUGUAAAAUACAAUUCACUUAUAACCCUAUUAAACAUAAUUAAAAAGUAAAAUGCUAUCAUGUGUCUUAUAAUGGUCCCUAAACUAUAUUUGUAAUGUUUCCAAAUGCCAAAAUACCAGAUUAUUGCAAUAUGUAAUGAUUACCUUUUUUAUUAGACUAGUAGAAUAUUUCAAAGACAAGCUUUCGAGUCUUCCUUUCUUCCUCAGGUCUGAAGCAAACUCUCGAAAGCUUGUCUUUGAAAUAUUAUAUUAGUCCAAUGAAAAAAGGUAUCAUUGCAUACUGCAAUACUCUGGUAUUUUGGCAUCUUGUCUACUGGACUAAUAAUUCUAAACCAAUCUACACUAAUAUAUUUCCCUAUAUUUUCAUAGAAAACAGUUACACUGUUGAGCAUUGUCCAUAUUAUUGUUUGGAAAUAUGUAUAAUGGGUUUUUGACUUUAGUUAAUUUAAUAUCAAACAGCCACAGGAUAUUAAAUGUGUAUACAGAUUUUUCACAAUUUUAUUAUGCUUUGCAGAUGAUUAGAAAAGGCGUGUUUAAGGAUCAACACUUUGAUGCAAAUCUAAACUUCAUGUACAUUGAAGUUGAUAAAGUAACAGAAAGGGUAUGUUUUCUUUUCACAUUAUUCAAUUACAAUGUGUUUUGUUAAUGCAAAUUGUUUUUUUUUAUAAAUUCUUUAUUUUUGCAUUGUGCUUGCGUUUACAUACAUGCGUACUCUGCCACAACAGCAGGAGUCAUAAUUUUCAAGCGGUUCAGUUGGUGUAACAUUAUGGCAUUUGAGGUUUGCGCACAUUUUUAUUUUUAGUAUAAGACAAGAGGUAAAAGGGUGUGUGUCAGCAGGAGUGGUGUGUGGGGGGUAACAGUUGUAGUUUUCAAGGUUACAGGGUGCUGUAUUACAGGUAUUCAUGUGGUGUUGUGCCAGGAUGUCACCUGUGGGGGGAGCUGGUGGACCGUUGUGUGAAGCUGUUGGUGUAUAUCGGCCAUCUAUGGGUUAACGUUUACCUGCGUGCUGUCAAGGGUGUGAAGUGCAGUGACAUAUGUCGCACAAGGCAAUAACAAUAUGGUAAUUAUAUACAUAAGAGCGGAGGAAAAGGAAAAAAAAAAUAUAUAUUAAAAUUUUUAAGAAGAAACAUUCUGAAGGAAAACCAUAAGUCUUCCGUGGCUGGAGCAGUCAUUUACACCGUCCCGUCUCCAGGGACUUUGUGUGGUUUCUAAGAGUUCUUUCUAGCCGUUGUCAUUCAGGUGGCCCGGUUUGUCGGUAUCAUGUUUCUCGGGGUGAAUGGUACAGUGUUGUCUGGAUCCCAUCUCUGUGCAGGGGUCUCUGCUGUGUCGUUUCUUGCCGAUAGACCCAUCUUGGUGAGCACCGCAGGUACUUCUGUGGGCGUGGAAACUCUGUGCAUGGUCCCAUUGUGAGUGAUUAGCAGGGAUCGAGGUGCACCCCUGCGGAGCGCAGUUGGUUUGUAAAGUGGGACAGUGUUCGGCGCCACUGAAGGGUGGCUCUGGUUAAGUCCUGGAAACAUAACAGCUGUGCGUUUUCAAAGGUCAAGGGGGUUUUGUCCCGUACUGCCGACAUGAUGUUGUUUUUGUCCUGUGUGGUGACACAGCGUAAGAUAACAUCACUGGGAGUUGUGUUGGGCAUAGUAUUCGAGGGUGGGAGCCUGUAGAGCCCAUCAAGGAGCCUCUUCCUAGCUGUUGCUGGCGGUAGAAUGGUGGUCAGAAGCCUUCUCACAUAGUGAGGCAGUUCAUCAGGUGUGAUGUCUGGGGGAAUCCCUCGUAUUUUAACGUGAUUGCGCCGAGCUCGGUCUUCGUGGGUCGACAGUUGUAGGGAGAGUCCCAUUUGGGUAGUCUGCAUUUGUUGUAUUGCUUCUUUUACUUGUGUGAUGUCUGUUUGAAUGUUCACGAUGCUCUCCUCUGUCACCCUUACUCUUUCAGUUACUUUUUGUACUUCCCCUUUAAGCAGGCCCACAUCUGUGGCCAGUGUCUCCUUGAUGUCUUGCACCCAAGUAAGGAGGUCCUGUUUGGCCAGUGUGUUGUCAGGUGGUGCCUGUGGUGGUGUCAGGGUGUACUCACUGUUAUUCUCCGUUUGUGUGGGAGUAUGAGAUGCAGCACGGGUCGUUGUCUGAGUUUGUUGAACCUCCGUGGCAAUCUUGGAUUGUGCCUGUCUCUGUAGUAGAGCCCCAAUGUCAGGCUGCUCGGCUGGGUGUCCGGACUGUGCUUUUUGCGUACGUCUCCCCAUAUUCGUUGGGGUAUCGUUGUGGGUCGGCAGGGGGUCGCUUGAUAGCGUAUGCUCACCCCGGCUGUACACCCCGCCUAGGAAGUCCUCGAGCCUGGAGAUGGUCGGCGAGGGAUAGGCCUUGAGCCUCCGUUUCACCUUGCCAGAUCUCUGGUGUUGAAAGAAAGGCAUCAAUGUGUGCGCUUCGUCGCCCCGAUGCCGGUUUCGAGGUGGGUCUGGCAAUCGGUCGGUUCCUUUGCAGGAUGUUUGCAGAUUUGUUUCAGGCUUGUUAGGAGCAGGCAGAGAUGGUGUCCGCUCCGUUUCAGGUUCAGGCCACGCCUUGUUUUGUUUUUUUAAUCACCUUUAGUGUCUAGUGAUACACUAGAGGAUAUUAUUGGUUAGUUAUCAAUUAUAGCCUAAGCAUGCAGUAACGAUGCCUAACUUUUUGAAUUAAUAUGAACUGUGACAUCAUUGUGCCGUGUUUUAGAUUUCACUUUUUGCUUUCUUUUCUGUCAGUUUCAUGUCAGUGCCUCUACAAAGCACCAUACUUUGAUAUUUUUCAGUCUCCUACAAAAAUAUUUGUCAACUAAAUUCCUCCUCCCAAUCUUCUCUAUCAAUGUGAUUUACAGUUCUUUUUUGUGUUCGGUCACCAAAGUGGUUUUCACAUACUUUGAUGUUAUUUUAUCAUAUAAGAAUAUAUUCCCAUGGUGAAGAAAACUAUUUAUUUUAUUAAGACUCUAAAUUUCCACUAGUCUUUGAUGAAAGUAAAACGUCUCUUUGAUUACCUUUACAUCCAGUCACAUUACAAGAAGGACAGUGUGUGUUACAGCUCUGUACAUUCCCAGAGAUCUUGUAUUAAAUGGAGGUUUGCGGUGUCAUUUUACUUGUAUGCCUUAUUUGUAGCAUAGGACUUUAACAUUUGAACAAUGCUGUAUAUUUAUUUUUCUGUCAUCUAGGAGAAAGUUACAGUUAUGAGUACUAUUAACCCAACAAAGGACCUGUUGGCUGAUUUAAUUGGAUGCCAGCGGCUUCCGGAGGAACAGCGUAAAAAAGUUCACCAACUGAAGGACUUGUUGGAUCAAAUUCUAAUGCUAGAUCCAGCUAAACGAAUAAGCAUCAAUCAAGCUCUACAACACCCGUUCAUCCAGGAAAAGAUCUAAAUCUGGUUUGAAUAGUUACACAUCAGGACUGAAGAUACUUUCACAGCAGCUUGUUAAUGUAUAUAAAUAUAUAAAUAUUUCCCCUGAAAAAAAAACCAAUUGAGAGCAUGAAAUGUUUGAAUUAAAUUUUUCUUUUUUUUUUUCAAAAAGUUGUCUCACAAACUUUUGUUAUCUGUACAAUUUCUCCACAUUAGAGUGAAUGUAAAUUGGCACAAUUGCAUAAAAGAAAAUGCAGGAAAAAAAAUCCGUACUAAUGCAGUUUGAUUUGAGAAUUAUAUUUGGGAAAAACACGGAUGAAAUUUAAUAAUGCUUGGAUGUUAAUAUUUUAUUUUUAGCAGUCAUGGCUCAUAAUUUUUUAUUUUUUAUUUUUUUUUGUUUGUGUGAGAGAAAACAUGACCAGCAUAAAUGCUGUUUAUAUUCACGUUUUCCUAGGUUGUGUGCGCAGGCCUCAGCAGCAUGCCCUUGGUGUAGUCAGUGCCGAAGGAGGGCCUAUUCCUUCUUGAGCCUGCCUGCAGGGAUGGUGUCCUCUUUUAAAGCAGGUUGUGUACAACUUUCAGUACACUGAAGGUAAGCUUAAACCAUCAACAUCACUGGUAUUUUAAGAUUGUCUGUGUGUUUAUAUUUUUCUUUUGUCAGCAGACAAAUAAGGAUUCGAUAGCAUAUUGUGGCAUUAUCCCACUGCAUGUUUUUCAAGUGACCUACUGUUGCAUCAGGUUUCUGUUUUGUUUCAUCAUUUGGACACUGUUUGUUGCAGUUUAAUUCCAUACUUUCUUUCCAUUCCUUGAGUGUGUGCACUUGAUGGGAGGAGCGCCUUCAGUGUACUGUUUAAUUUUGGUUUUAAGCAUAUUUUUAAUCUACUUGCUUCAUAUUGAAAAGAGUUCACUGUAACAUAGGAAUCUGUACUUUCUGAAAAAGUUGCAUUUAAUGUUCUAGUUGGGGAAAACGUCAAGUUCUUGUGCUUAGAAAAAAAUAACAUUUUUAAAAAUAAAUACAUCCUUUGUAUUGAAAAUGUACUUCUGUGUAUCACCAGUCAGUACCAGCGGGACUUCCAUUGUAUAAUUAUCCGCUAUUAAAUGUAAAUCCUUCUGGUACUGAUUGUAGUUUCUAUUUUAAAUUGUAUAAUUUGUUCAUUGUUUUCAUUUCUUGUGAUCAUGUUGUCUUUCAAUACAGGCAUUUGUUCUCCACUCUUGAACAAAAGCAGCUGCUUUUUAAAAGCGGUAAUUGCUUCUUUACUUUUUUUUUUUAUUUGUUUUGUAAAUGAAACCUUUUCUUUUAAAAAAAUAAAUUGUGUUCAAAACAUUCUUUCUCAUAAACAGUUGAGACUCACUUAUUGUAAAGUGAAGAUUGUUUUGCUGCAUGUACAGUGAUCCAUGCAGAUAUCUGUAUGUUUUCAAUAUGCGUUAUUAGAUAAUAAAGUCUUUUUGUGAACAAGGUUUUUGUAGCCAUUUCUAAGAUUUUGUUUUACUUUUCUUGAGAUCUCUGUAAAUCUGAAAGAACAAAACCCACUGAUAGUACAAACGUUUUUCAGUUUUCCACUGUAAUUUAGAAGUUGCUUUGAAGAAAUAGAUUUUUUUUGUUUGGUUAGCUUUAACAGUUCAUCACUAAUACAUUUUAAAAGUAUUCUAUUCCCAAUAUAUACAUAUCCAUGCCCACAUUCAGAGUAGAUUUAUUCUUCUUAAAGAAUGUGGUGUUAACUAAUAUUUGUGCUGUUUUCUCACUUUUCCUCUUGAUGGUGCUGAAAGAAAAAAGGAAAGAGAAACACAGGCCUCCCAACGGCUGAUUUGCUGAGAAACCAUCAUCACCUUCCUUACAAGGUCAUUUCUGACAGCAUGUGUAGAUAAGCAUUUAGAAAAAAAAAAGUGCUAUCAAAAUGGAAUUACCUACUAUGGUAGUUUAAAAAAAAAAUAAUAAAAAAUAUGACUAAUGUUGAUCUAUUAAAGACAAGACUACAUUUUUCUUAAGCACACAGGACACACCACUGGCUAAAAUAAUUAUUUUGGCACAUUUAUUAUUCAAUUGGUAAGGGUGGUUGUUAACAGGUUUUAUUAUUAUUUGACAGUUACAUGGCAAUCAAAUUGAUUCAGGCUUCUAAUUCCUCUUUAAAAUGUGCUUUGGAAUGAUAUUUGGCUAUAAACAUUUUAAGCAUAUGAACAUUUCUGUUCCUUGUUCAGAAAUGGAAGAUGCAUUUUAUCUUUCUAAAAAUAUGUUCUUUGUUACACAAGGACGAUUUCCAAUAUUAAUAGUUGCUCGUUAAGUGUUCAAUGCUUUUGGGUGGAGGGGAAUUGUAUCUAAUAAGGCAAAAGCUAAAAUUAAAGAAAAGAAAGUUUACAAAACAAAAAUCCUCUAAAGAAUAAAGUUGCUGGUUUACCCAUUUCUUUGUGUUUUAGAUGGAGCUGGAAGGAGGAAGAUGGCAUGAAGACAUAUACCAAGGUUUCUGUUUUAAGCAAGAAAUGUUAUGUGCUGAUACACUCUAGUGGUAUCUUAAUCUUCUAUUAGGUUACUCAGGUCAAGGGCAAUUUUCAUGUUUGUUUUUUUACAUGUAUUAUGUUCUCUAGAUUUGUAGCUCAUUCUUUUGUAACUUUUUACUACUUACAUUCAGAAUUGUUGAACAUGUAAACAUUAUUGGUGCAUGUAAUAAAUCAGCACAUGCAUAUUGUUUUAUAGGUCUAAAUUUGGAAAUACUGUAUCAAAUCCUCACACACGGUUUUAUAACUUUAUGCCUAUUAAACAUACACUUGGCUCUCAGCUACUAGAGCAAGAAAUCGGGGAAUACAAUUUAGUGUUUUUUUUCAGUGGAAAUAAAAAUAGGUUGCAUUAAUAUUGUUUACUUUGUUUUUGUGCUUAGGGUAAGUUGAUGAACUAUUUGGAUUCCUUUAUGAUCACCUAUCAAGCAAAAACACCGUAUCUGUUUAAUGUUCUACUGAUCCUUUCUGUGAUGUUAAUACUAAUAAAAAUACUUAAGUUGUCAACGUAGUGUUCUGUUUUUUAUUAAUAAAACCAACUGAACUAAUUUUUCAGAUUUAUGGAAAUAUCAGUGUAG
This is a messenger RNA of Pelobates cultripes (western spadefoot toad), 32578 nucleotides long. The record is from the annotation of a GenBank genome assembly. Lineage: Eukaryota; Metazoa; Chordata; Amphibia; Anura; Pelobatidae.